AAAACGACCAUUUAAAGAUUAAUGUUCGACUGGAUGGAUAUUGGCCGCAGGGAGAAAGGGAAGGGAAAAGGGAAAAUUCGCAGUCGCCGGCGUGAAAGGGGUGGACCCUAGAUGAGGAAGACGUUCAGUCGGUUGUCGCUGCUUGACGAUUCGUCUCGUUCCGCCGUCCUUUCAGUCGGCUUGAUGUUGAUACAAUUCUUUCUGUAAUAAUCAGUCGGAUUAAGCCUUUUAUUUUUUAAAUAUCUAUCCUUACUUAGGUUAAGGUCAUUAGGUGAGGUGCAUCUGGUUUUCGGUCGAAUAGAAACAAUUUGAAUUUUUUGUUUAAAAAUGAGGAAAGGAAGUAGUGGGAAGCAGAUACUGACCAGAUUCCACUCCUAUCACGGUGAGAACAUUGUUCUGAAAGAGAACAACACGGUCGCUUUGAGAAAGACGAGCUUUGCGAACGCUUUGACUUUCAGUGACAAACCUCUUUUGCCCGGUGAGAUAUUCCUCGUCGAGAUAGAAAGGAAUGAAAGCUGUUGGAGCGGGUACAUGAGACUGGGCCUCACUCAGUUGAACCCUCAGAUGAUAUCCAGGAAUAGAGGCUAUCUCCCGAGGUACGCCCUCCCGGACCUGACCAACAUGAGCACCUCCUGGAUAUACGCCAUCACGAAGAACAACGAGUACGAGUUCGAGACGCUUCCUCUGCCUAAUACGACAACCGAGUCGCCCCAGUUGGCAGCUGCUGCCAGCGUUGAUUCGAAAUUUUAUACGGGCGACGAUACGGUCCACACGUCGCGGGGUACCAUCUCGAAGAGUAUCCUCAAGCCCGACAAGUACCAAGACGUCUCCCCGACGGAUGUAGGCAGUAGGAUCGGUGUCUUUUUCAGCCCUAUCAAAUCCAACUAUCUGGAUGGUGAUUAUGCUGAAAUGCACUUUAUUAUCAACGGAGAGGUCCAGGGCCCCUGCUAUAGCUUCAUACCGUACAAGGAGGGACCUCUGUAUGCCGUCGUUGACAUUUACGGCACGACUAAACAGGUCAAGAUCGUCCAGCUCUAUGGAGUUGGUUCUCUGCAAAGCGCUUGCAGAGACGUCAUACUCCAAUGCGUCAGCAAGAAGAAAAUCCACCUCUUGCCUUUACCGAAGGCUUUGAAGCUCUAUUUGCUAUUUCGUUGAACAAGAGAGUUGAUGUUGGUCUGUGUGUCGGUGUACACAUGUUGAACCGGCACUGGGUCUGUCUCUACUUGAUGGUUUUGAUGUCACUCAAAUGCAUUUUGAAACAUUGCCUCACAGAAGAUGGCGCAAAGUGUGAGUGUAGACAGGUCCAGUAAGUAAUGAAAAGAAGAUGGUUUUAAAAUUAACUAAAUUCAUGUAAGAAAUUUGAUUAACUAAUUUUUUAAGAGUAUUACUUUUAUAAUUGAGGCCUGAGAUUUCUUCUUUAGGUCUGUAUGGUGAUUGACCAGUCCAUUUUUGAUCCUGCCUAUCCUCAACAUUAGACCACAAACCUAAUGCUAAAAAUGAUGAAAACUCAAAACUGACGGACUAAAAUGGACAAAAAUGACGAAGUUAAUUAUGUGAAUAUUUUAGCCUUAUGAUUUAUUAUCCUAGUCUUUAAAUACUUUGUUAUUAGCAGUAUUUUUGUUAAAUUUAAGUGGCUUAGAUGCUAACAAAGAGUACAUCUUUGGCAGUACAUCUGAUCACAGGGUAAUUCAUGAUUGUUAAAUUCUAUUACUUGUAACUUGACUGAGUUUUGACAAGACUUCAACUAUUUGUUUUAAGACAUGUUAAAUAUAUAUUAAUUUAGAAAAUUCAUAUUGGUAAAAAAAAGAGUUUUUAAAUGUAAGUUUGCAGAUGAUAUUCCAAAAAAGUGUAAUAAAAUAUAAUUAUCACACCAUUCAUUUGAAUUGUUUUAUAAAAAAACUUGUGUAACGUAGCUGACAAAGGAAUUAAUGGCUCGUGAAUAAUUUGAAUUAUAUUGAAAUAAAGUGUCAUUAUAACAUAAGUAUCAACAAUGUUUUAUUAAAUCUGACA
Cimex lectularius (bed bug) is the source of this 2010-nucleotide messenger RNA. Its product is annotated as neuralized-like protein 2. Gene Ontology annotation, biological process: intracellular signal transduction. The record is from RefSeq and is a predicted model, not a curated record. The transcript has 3 exons. NCBI's taxonomy places the organism in Eukaryota, Metazoa, Arthropoda, Insecta, Hemiptera, Cimicidae. Gene Ontology annotation, molecular function: ubiquitin protein ligase activity. Bases 328 to 1155 code for a protein of 275 amino acids.